ACGAACGGCGCCAGCUCAAAAGCCAUUUAAACGUCACACGAAACGCAUACGGGACGAACGCGUAUUUCGGUCGCUCUUCAAAAACAAGUGCAAGUACCUUCAUCUGCUACUAUCAGUGCAACACGAUGUCGGAAGUGAAAACCUAUUCGCUGGCGGAGGUGAAAUCCCACAACACCAACAAAUCGACCUGGAUCGUAAUUCACAACGAUAUCUUCGACGUGACGGAGUUUCUGAACGAGCAUCCUGGCGGAGAAGAAGUGCUGCUAGAGCAGGCCGGUAAGGAAGCAACGGAAGCAUUCGAGGAUGUGGGCCACAGCAGCGAUGCCCGCGAGAUGAUGAAGAAGUUUAAAGUGGGCGAACUGAUCGAAUCCGAACGCAAACAGGUCCCGGUAAAGAAGGAACCGGAUUGGAAAUCGGAGCAGCAGGAUGAUAAUCAACUAAAGCAAUGGAUAGUGCCACUUAUCCUGGGUCUGCUCGCAACCAUCCUCUAUCGAUUCUACUUCACCCAGUAAGAGGGUGGCUACAUUUCCAAGUACAUAUUAAGUGGAUGAAAGUGUGAAUGAAUGAUGUGACACAAAAGGAGAGUGGGAGGAAAAAAAGAAACAGGAAAUACCAUCGCAUAAUGCCAGACUGGAAAUAAGGGAUUGUUCAUACGAAGAAGAAAACGUACGCAGGGCUACUUCUAAUAAUGUUGCGGUACAGUUAUAAGGUCGAUGUGUUGAUAGCAAAAGCAAGGCAAGAAAUCAUGCACACACACAGCUCUUAUGAUAGUUUCUGCGGGAGAUAAAACAAAAAACCUUUCGGGAACAUCCCUCCAGCGAGGAUCAUCAAACUACAGAGUAGCAUUUCAGAGGAAGGAACCAACAAAAAGAAAACAAACCUCGGUAAAAAUCUAAACAAAAAGGCCAAGCAUAUUUAGAAGCGUAAUUAAUUUCACUAUAAACUUACUAUCAAAACUAUUCAAUCUGUGAGCCAAUUUUGAACGAAAAAAAAAAAAACAAAACCAUCCACAACCGAUCGAGCGAUGAUCGUGUGGUGAUUAUGAAUCAGCAUAUUAGAGCUUCGCUAUCGAAAGAAAAAGCCGACCUCGUUACGAUCGGUGGAUAAUGUACCUCUUUUUUUUCUAUGAAAAGUAGGAUACCAAAGUUUCAUCGACUGCCUUACAUACAAAGAGAGGAGGCGAAGCGAGGCGAACGGGGGAACCAGAUAAAGGAUAAAGCAAGAAGAUUGUUUUUAUUUUAUUACUUAUACAGAUGCGAAUGCACGUUUUUUGUUUUUUCGAUGGCGGAAGCGACCGGGACUAGCGAAUUGGCAUGUGUUGUUUCAUCGUACAUUUUGCUCUUCAGCUACGUUGUAUUGUUCCAAACAUUAUCUAUGCUAGGUUAUUAAAUGUUAUACUGUUAAAAUGUAACGUUUUUGGGCGGGGUGAGUGUGUAUGGUCCACGUUCACGAUCACUAAUAUCGCAAGCAUUCGAUUUGUUUUAUUGUUUCAACUAUAUGGGAAAGGUUUAAUGCUGUGUUUUUUUUUAUUUUAACGAUGAACGCUUUUUUUUACAAAUCUUUUCUAUGUGUCUAGCAAAAUGGGGCGAACGUAAUGAAAUAAAAUGAAAAUUUAUACAUA
Anopheles funestus (African malaria mosquito) is the source of this 1621-nucleotide messenger RNA. It is a transcript of the gene Cyt-b5, whose product is annotated as cytochrome b5. Bases 126 to 512 code for a protein of 128 amino acids. The transcript is spliced from 3 exons. The record is from RefSeq and is a predicted model, not a curated record. Gene Ontology annotation, cellular component: membrane; intracellular membrane-bounded organelle. Lineage: Eukaryota; Metazoa; Arthropoda; Insecta; Diptera; Culicidae. Gene Ontology annotation, molecular function: heme binding.